CGGUUUACCAGUUAGUAUUGUUGUGAAUUUUAUUUUGGAAACAUGUUGAAGAACGCUGUUGCGCUAGUCACCGGAGGAGCGUCCGGGUUGGGCCGUGCCACCGUCGAGCGAUUCGCUCGAGCUGGAUCACGGGUGCUUCUAGCAGAUUUGCCCACAUCCGAGGGACAUACAGUUGCCACUGAGCUAGGGAGUAACGUAACUUUUGUGCCGGUUGAUGUAUUAUCUGAAGAAGAUGUCUGUAAAGCCCUUGAAGAAACUACGAGAUGUUUUGGAAGACUGGACAUAACCGUGAACUGUGCUGGGAUAGCAUUCCCGGAAAAACUAUACGAUUUCCAGAACAACGAACCACACAGUUUGGAUUCGUUCAAGCAAAUUUUGAACGUUAACACGGUUGGAACAUUCAACGUAAGUCGUUUGGCCGCCGGACUGAUGGGUAAAAAUGAACCAAACAGCGACGGACAACGAGGGGUAAUUGUGAAUACCGCAUCCGUUCUGGGAUACGAUGCCCAGUCAGGGCUGACAGCCUACUCGGCAUCUAAGGCGGCCAUCAUCGGUAUGACCCUUCCGAUGGCUCGUGAAUUGAGCGGCCAAGGCAUCAGGGUUGUUACCAUUGCCCCAGGAUUCUUUAAAACUCAAAUGACCGACUAUUUACCGGACAAGCUAGCAAAGUUUCUCGUCACUACAAUUCCCUUCCCAAAACGGACAGGUCUUCCAGAGGAGUUCGCUCAUUUAGUGGAAGCGGUUGUGCUGAAUCCGAUGGUCAAUGGAGAGGUUAUUCGACUGGAUGGUGCAGCGCGAUUCAAUGUAUGAUUUGUGGUGUAUCUGUUUGUCGGUAUAAACCGAUAAUUACAAAACAAUAGCUAUGGGAUUGUCGGUUUACAGUUGAAGCUUGUUACAAGUAAUAGGAAAAUGUAAUAAAUAUUUCAACUUUUGUUUUGAAA
This is a messenger RNA of Wyeomyia smithii (pitcher-plant mosquito), 941 nucleotides long. RefSeq names its product 3-hydroxyacyl-CoA dehydrogenase type-2-like. The transcript is spliced from 3 exons. Lineage: Eukaryota; Metazoa; Arthropoda; Insecta; Diptera; Culicidae. The coding region runs from base 43 to 810 and encodes 255 amino acids. Gene Ontology annotation, cellular component: mitochondrion. Gene Ontology annotation, molecular function: estradiol 17-beta-dehydrogenase [NAD(P)+] activity. The record is from RefSeq and is a predicted model, not a curated record. Gene Ontology annotation, biological process: estrogen metabolic process; fatty acid metabolic process; androgen metabolic process.